Molecule: messenger RNA, 906 nt
Organism: Pleurotus ostreatus (oyster mushroom)
Lineage: Eukaryota; Fungi; Basidiomycota; Agaricomycetes; Agaricales; Pleurotaceae
Exons: 5
Coding region: 1-906 (301 amino acids)
Source: RefSeq, a predicted model, not a curated record
AUGCUGUACUCCUCCUCUACUCGCUCGCUGUCGAUCCUUGUUGUCUUUCUAGCCGCGAUCUCAGCAAACGUUGCCCCCAGUGCGAAUGCGCAUGCGCUCGACCUCAAGCGCGACAGCCACGCACCGCGCUCGCCUCGCAUGGGCUUGCACAGAAGCUCUAGUCGACGUCAUGUCACUUCCUUUGACGAAGACGGUGGGAAUAUCCCCAGAGAGCCCGGUCAAUUCUCGCGCCCUGACUGGCGUCGGGAUGUUGAAGGUCGUGGAGAGGUUCUUGAGAAACGGGCUGAUAAUGCUAGGUUUACUCUGUACAAUGCCGGCCUUGGCGCAUGUGGUAAAUACAACUCAAACAGCGAUGCUAUUGUUGCCAUGAGUGCCCAGGACUGGGCUGGAGGUGCUCACUGUUUCGAUAAAGUGACCAUUACGGCCAAAGGUAAAAGUGUCCAAGCGACCAUUGUCGACAGAUGCGUCGAAUGUCCGUCCGGCGCCCUCGACUUAACUCCGUCGCUGUUUGCUCAAUUCGAUGAUCCGAAUAACGGUGUCUUCUACGGAUCCUGGUCUUACGGGAGCGGGGCGCCAGAGCCUAAGCCCGAACCCAAGCCAUCACCGAAGCCUGAGCCUAAACCGGAACCCAAACCAUCUCCCUCCCCCUCCCCAUCUCCAUCACCAAAGCCCUCCCCAACAUCUACGUCGCAGAGGACAUCGUCGACUUCCACGCGCGAGGCCACGUCCACUCGACCUUCCUCUACCUCCACGACUUCCUCGUCUUCAACUACGGCCAGUUCCUCGACGGCUAUCGCGCCCGCAGCUACCGUUGCCGCAGACGAUCCACAAGUGGUAAACCAGUUCAACAUUGCCAUGCUGCAGCUCGGUGCUCUGGCGAUCGCUGGUGCCACUCCUUCAGAAUAG